AUGGCUUCUUGUGACUCUCCUGAUGCAUUCUCUUGGCUUCAAACUCUUCCUCCUCUCUCGCAAUGGAAAAGAAAUUCAAUGUCCAUGUGCAUUUGCUCUCCAAAUUCAUCACAUCCAUCUUUAAACUUCUUUCUUACUCGUAUAACUUCUCAAUCUCCAAACAUAUUCACCUUCUCUAUAGUAGCCGAUUUCAAGAUUCCUAUAUCUCUCUUUGUUUCAAAACCUAUAAGAAUCAUUGGUUCUAAUUCAAACAAGUUCCUUAAUGAAAAUGUCAUCUCUUCUCUAUUGAUGGGCUUUGUAGACAUAGUUCUCAACUAUAACGUUAAGAGAACUGUUUGCUCAAUCCAAAUCCAAAACCUUGGUUCGACUUCUAACCUCAAAGACGUUUUCAACCUCGCGUUCUUCACUUUCGUGUUCCUCAUAUGCAUCUACGAAGCGCCUACGAGCCUACGAACAACUUGUCUCAAAACAGUGAAAGAUCAGCUUGUUACUUGUAGGUCAAGGCAGGGUUCUAAGUUACUCAUGGUGCAACUAGGCUCUAACCUUGAAGAACAAUGGAUGAGAUCGCUGAAUCUUGCGAUAACCAAUUGGAUCAUCGAGAUCAAAGCGUUUCAGCAUCUCAAGUCGCCUUCUCCUUUGUUUUCGUAUGCUUUCUCGACUCAAGGUUUGUGGAAAGUUCAUAUGUAUUGUCCUGUGGUAGCAAUGGAAAUGGAGAACGUAAAUAGUGCUUUAACCGAUGAGAGAUUGUUCUUCUCGCUCAACUAUCAUCAGCUUGAAGGUGUGAUCCAAUUCAACCACAAGAUUUACGUUCGUGAGAAGUGGUUUAGCAUCGCAGUGAAUAUUGACAACGUCAGGUGCGACAUAAUAAGGCUUGUGAACGAGACACUUCUAUCAGAACGCGGCAUGGGAACAGAGGAAAAACAUUUUCCAUCACGAAUAUCAUUGCAGCUAACUCCAACGAAUCAAUCAAACAUCUUAAUGGUAUCCGUACAAAAAUCCUCAGAGAACCCAUUGAGAGAAUUCGAACUAGAGAAAGGCAUAGAAGCAACAAUAGAGCCACCAAACACGUUCUUUGGACUUAAAGUCUCAGCCAACGAAACCACAACAAAGAGCAUGAAGCCAUGGAAAUUCGAGGAAUGGGUUCAUGGUUAUAGCGCGAAUCUCACUUGGUUUCUCCAUGACCUUGAUGAUGGAAGAGAAGUUUCAUCCUCUAAACCAUCAAAGGUCUCGGUGAUGAACCCUCGAGCUUGGUUCAAGAACCGGUACUCGAGCGCGUUUAGACCGUUCACUAAGCAAGGAGGAGUUGUAUUUGCAGGAGAUAGUUAUGGGCAAAGCGUUUUAUGGAAAGUUGAUAAAACAGCUAUGGGGAAAGUGAUGGAGUUUGAGGUUAAAGGUUGCGUUUGGUUGACUUAUUGGCCUAAUAAGCAUCAUACUUUUUAUAGUGAUACUAGAAAGUUGGAAUUUAAGGAGAUGCUUUACCUUAAUCUUCCUUAG
Arabis nemorensis is the source of this 1494-nucleotide messenger RNA. The record is from the annotation of a GenBank genome assembly. NCBI's taxonomy places the organism in Eukaryota, Viridiplantae, Streptophyta, Magnoliopsida, Brassicales, Brassicaceae.